GGGCGAGUGCGGGAACUCAGAGCCAGAGGGGCGGUCCCUGUCCCAGGUCAUCCCCCGAAAGGGCCCGGCCCGGGCUCACCCCGGAAGGACGGGUGCCGAGAUCACCCGGGAGCGCUCACCCCACCGGCACCCGUGCCCAAGCCCGCCCCUGCGAAGGCAGGUACCCGAGCGCACUCCGGCGAGGGCGGCCCCUGAGCCCCGAACCCCGAACCCCGAACUCCGGCGCAGUGUCGCGCCUCUGCCCAAUGAGGCAAGGCCAGGCGGGUGCUGCCUGGGACCCAGUGACUCAGCACCCCCGCCCAGAUCAGCUGGACUUUUGCCCCUGCUCCACCAGCCUCCUGCUUGGAUCUCUCCUGGGUCUCCCUGCUGUGCCCGUCCAGGAUGCAGGGAGCUUGGGCUCCCAGGGACCAGGGCCAGUCCCCUGGCAGGAUGAGCGCUCUAGGCCGGUCCUCAGUCAUCCUGCUCACCUACGUGCUGGCUGCCAUAGAACUUACCUGCCUCUUCAUGCAGUUCUCCGUCGUGCCAUACCUGUCUCGGAAACUGGGCCUGGAUUCCAUUGCCUUUGGCUACCUACAAACCACCUUUGGGGUGCUGCAGCUGCUGGGCGGUCCGGUGUUUGGCAGGUUCGCAGACCAGUGCGGGGCGCGGGCGGCGCUCACGCUCUCUUUCCUGGCUGCCUUGGCGCUCUACCUGCUCCUGGCGGCCGCCUGCAGCCCGGCCCUACCCGGGGUCUACCUGCUCUUCGCCUCGCGACUGCCCGGAGCGCUCAUGCACACGCUGCCAGCUGCCCAGAUGGUCAUCACGGAUCUGUCUGCACCGGAGGAGCGGCCUGCGGCCCUGGGCCGGCUCGGCCUCUGCUUCGGCGUCGGUGUCAUCCUUGGCUCCCUGCUGGGCGGGACCCUGGUCUCCGCGUACGGGAUUCAGUGCCCGGUCAUCCUGGCUGCCCUGGCCACCCUCCUGGGAGCUAUCCUCAGCUUCACCUGCAUCCCCGCCAGCACCAAAGGGACCAAAACUGACCCUCAGACUCCACCGCCAGGCGGCCCCCGGGCCAGUGUGUUUGACCUGAAGGCCAUCGCCUCCCUGCUGCGGCUGCCAGAUGUCCCGAGGAUCUUCCUGGUCAAGGUGGCCUCCAACUUCCCCACAGGGCUCUUCAUGGUCAUGUUCUCCAUCAUCUCCAUGGACUUCUUCCAGUUGGAGGCCGCCCAAGCUGGCUACCUCAUGUCCUUCUUCGGGCUCCUCCAGAUGGUGACCCAGGGCCUGGUCAUCGGACAGCUGAGCAGCCACUUCUCGGAGGAGGUGCUGCUCCGGGCCAGCGUGCUGGCCUUCAUCGCGGUGGGACUGGCCAUGGCCUGGAUGUCCAGCGUCUUCCACUUCUGCCUCCUGGUGCCCGGCCUGGUGUUCAGCCUCUGCACACUCAAUGUAGUCACCGACAGCAUGCUGACCAAGGCUGUCUCCGCCUCAGACACAGGUCACUGGGCCACAUCAUGCACAGACACCACCCCUGGCCUGGAAGGAGUCAGCACCUGGUUCCCAGCAGCAGCCUGGAAACCCAGCGACAGAGGGGGCAGAGGACAGAAGGGGCAGGAACUGCACCCUGUGUCUGCAGAAGAGGCUGCUCUUAAUGAUCCUCCACACCGGGUCCUGAGCCCAGGUGGGGCCUGGCCAGCUUCUCAUCACAGCUGACCAGCCCCGGGAUUUCCAACUCCAGGACACCUGGGCUCUGAAGUCCCUGGAGCCAGAGACCCUCUGGGCACGGGACCAGAGGCAGAGAGUGUCCUCCCAGCUGGAGGCCUGGGGGGUCCUCUGUUCAGUGAAUGCUGCCCCCGUGUUGCCCGAGUGUUGACAACAGCCACAGAUAGUGCCCACGUGCCUGUCCAUGCUGGGGGUCGCUGGCCAGAGGGGUGUGGAGAUGGGGUGUCAGGGACAGCGCAGGCUGCUUCGCAGGUGUGGGCUGUCCGGGGAGCCUGGGAAGCGGCUCAGUCUUGCUGGGGCUGCAGGAGGGGCAGGUGGAGGGGCUCUGCAUGGGCUCCCGAAGCCCCUGUGGGAGGAGUUCCUGGAGUAGUAGGAGCUCCGCAGGGGGGCGGCUGGAGGAGGGGCUGAUGGCCAGGAGAGGCUGUGGGGUUGGGGUGUCAUGCCCACUCUGAACUCAAGCCCCAACAGUGUCUCACAGGCCAGGCUUAGCCUCCCCACUGCAUCACCAGCCCUCAGUGGUGGCAGGCACCCUGGGAAAGAGCCGUGAGAGCCACAGCUCCCUGACACCCUGGGCGGGAGGUUCCGGGCCCCAGGCACAGAUGCCAUCUCCCUUGGCAGGCCUGGCAGGGCGGGGCCUGCUGCGGUGACCUGUGGCCCCAUUCCCAGGCUCCUCCUGUGCUUGGAAACUUUCUGGAGCAGGGAAGAGACUCAGCCCAGUGCCCCGGGAAGCACCCUGUGCAGCCCCCUGCAUGGCUGAGAGGUCCUCGGGGAAUGGCCCAGUGGGUGGAGAGAGCUGCGUUUGCUCCAAAGGCCGGGCGGGUGGCAGGGAGUGGGGGACGGGAGGUUAGAAGCCAGCAGGUGGAAAGGAGGGGUGUUUGGGGGAGGAUUUCACCAGACUAUGCAAGGUGCAGACUGCACCGUGAGGUUGGGAUGGGACAGGAGAGAUGAGAGGUCAUGGCUGUGUCCAGGAAGUGGGCAGCCGGCCCAGGGAGCUGCCCAGGGCCUGACUACCCCCAUGCACCCCCCAGGGGCCAUGCUGGGCCUCUGUGCCUCUGUGCAGCCACUGCUCCGAACGCUGGGGCCCACCGUCGGCGGCUUCCUGUACCGCAGCUUUGGUGUCCCUAUCUUCGGCCACGUGCAGGUUGCUAUCAAUGUCCUUGUCCUUCUGGUCCUCUGGAGGAAACCUAUGCCCCAGAGGAAGGACAAAGUCCGGUGACUGCUGCCCAGACACAGACUGGCAAUAAACUCCUGCUAAAUCCCUC
Molecule: messenger RNA, 2954 nt
Organism: Chlorocebus sabaeus (green monkey)
Lineage: Eukaryota; Metazoa; Chordata; Mammalia; Primates; Cercopithecidae
Source: RefSeq, a predicted model, not a curated record